Molecule: messenger RNA, 2671 nt
Organism: Danio aesculapii
Lineage: Eukaryota; Metazoa; Chordata; Actinopteri; Cypriniformes; Danionidae
Exons: 18
Coding region: 131-2056 (641 amino acids)
Source: RefSeq, a predicted model, not a curated record
UGAAAGUGAAAGAAUACUUUCUCUUACUCUGAGACCAGACCAUAGACUGUUCAAGAAGGAUCAGACCAGACUGACACCUUGUUCUUAUUACAGCUAAUAGACUGCACAUCUGAAGAAAAUAGGAGACAAAAUGGAUGUUGAGACAAGUACAAUGUCAAAUAUGAGAGACUUGACUUCUGCAAUCAGUACUGUUGACCUGGAGAUCGAAUGGUUCAAGAAGACAGACUGUGUGUAUUCCCACAAGAUACAAAACAGCUUACCUCUGAAGAAUGAAUCUGGUGUUGGUGUUUACCUGUGCCAGGUUACUUGUGAAGACAGAAUCAAGAACAUUAACAUAUCUUUAAAGGAGGCCCCUGGAACUGAACAAACAUCCACAUGUAAACUGAACGACAAACAAUGGACAGAUAAUGAGAGAAUAAACAAGACAUGUUCUGCUUUAUUGGCAGUUUUCUCUACUCUGCAGAAAGUGCUGCAGAUAGACGGACAAGGUGAUGAAGCAGCAAAACAUCUGGACAAGCAACAGCAAGGAUGUCCAGAAUAUAAAGACUAUGAUAGAAAGGACAAUAAUGCUUCAGUGCAGCAGACAAGAAAAAAGGUUAAGCAAAAAGAGAUUAAGCCUGAAGAAAAGGACCCACGACAGGAGAAUAAACGACAGGAGAGCACAAAACAGAGUGAGAGCACAGCAAUGGAAACCAGUCCAUUUCAACCAUUUGAUAAAGGAAAUCUGUUUAAUAAAGAAUUGGAUUGUGCAGAAAAAAGUAAAGGGACGAAGACAGACAGACAAGGUGAUGAUGACCAGAAUGAAGCAGGAGAAAAUCUGGACAAUCAACAGCCAGGAUCUCCUGAAAAAAGUAAAGGGCAGCAGAUAGACAGACAAGGUGAUGAUGACCAGAAUGAAGCAGGAGAAAAUCUGGACAAUCAACAGCCAGGAUCUCCUGAAAAUAAAGACUAUGAUAAAAAGGAUAAUAAUGCUUCAGUGCAGCAGACAAGAAAAAAAGUUGAGCACAAAGAGACCAACCCUGAAGAAAAGGACACAAGACAGGAGUAUACAAGCACAGAAGAGAGUUGGACCAUAAUUCCGAUGGAUACCAGUCCAUCUCAACCAGUUAAUGAAGACAGCCUGGGCAAUCAUCAAUUGGAUUGUGCAGAUCAAGGACAAAGCCAAUUACCAGACGAAUUACACAAGGGUGAAGAGGAAUCUCAGGAAUUACAAGCAAAGAAGCCAAAAAAUGAAAGAAAGGGGGGCACCAUGUUCUCUAUUGUAGCUGGAAAGAUAAAUUACAUUCACAAGAAGUUCAUUGUCCAUCUGCAAGACCGAAUUCAGGAUCUGACAGAAGCUCAAAGAGUGGAAGACAGUGACGUUGUUUUGAUUUUUUGUCCUAUUGUUUCUCGAGCUGGAACUGACAUUGAUGCUGCCCUGGCAAAAAUUGAUUACACUCCAGACUCUAUGCUGACUGUUCUAGUGGUGCUUCAUCACACGUUUGACCCAGAGAAAACUAUAUCAGACAGCAGCAAAUAUGUCAACAGGGAGAAUCUGCUCACAGUAGACUGUCUGUUCUAUGAGGAUACAGGAUUACUGGACUGUCAGAGGAAUUCAGAUGCAUAUGAUAAAUCUGCCAGCUGGUUAAUAGCGCAGGGACACAAAAUAGGUGUCAGCAUUUCUCCACGUCAAUAUGAACAGCAGAUGACAUCUACUUUCUCCAGUGAAGUAAAGUUUUUUAUGAAUGUGACUGGAGACACGCAAGAGCAUCACAAAGACUUUAUAAAAGCUCUGCAGGAACAGAUGAGUCUGAGGAGGGUUUUUACAGUUGAGAACAGUGAUGUGAUUCUGCUCUUCUGUUCUGAUAUCAUUGGUCAUAAAAAAACAGGAAAGCCUGUUGUUCUGAUUUUACUCGAUUGCACAUUGGGUCCAGAAUCUGAUUUUAGUAAAAGGUUUUUUCCAGUGCAAUGUUUUGUCCCUGAGGGUAAAGGACUGUUUGGCUACCAAAUGAAUGAAAAGAACAUUUCUGACGUUUCAACAUUUCUGAAAGCUCUGGAUUGUUCAGAACAUGAGUAGAUUGAUGCUGAGAAACAAUACACUCCUGCUCUGUCCACCAUUAAGAAAGAUCCGGUGAUUAUGACAGCAACAUACAUACGGAUGAUUACCUUUAGCUCUUGUGGGUCUGUUAAUUUCCAUAUAUAUCCUUAUAUAUUAUAUAUGCUAUAGAUGUUUCAGCAGAUUUUUGUAAAAACCAAACCAUACGUCUGGUUAUUGUCAAUUUCAGUUCAUUUCAGCCACAUCUCCUGUGAACUAAAACAGUAAUAGUUUAUAAAAUCUCAGAGUCUCAGAGGUCUUUGUUUUGCUGACUUUUGGCUUGUGCGCAUAUGUCCUUACUCACUACUAAUGAAUGUAAAUACAUUAGUUAAAAAUUAAUGGCUUGACAAUGAGUGUACAAAAGCAGUAAAACUGAUCUUGCUGCAUGGCAAACAUCAAACUAUCAAAUAAUGUUCAGUUCAAUGCCUUAUGUUCUUACAGAGACAAAUACAACUUCUGCUCUCUUUGUGUGUUAAAUGAGAUUUUCAGUUGUUUCUGUGAGGCUGUCCAUUGUCAUUUAUAAUCUGUGUUAAAUGCAAUUUGAAUGCAAUUUUAUGAUUGUGUCUCUCAAUCACUGUGUCUUUCCUCUAAAACAUG